This is a messenger RNA of Neoarius graeffei (lesser salmon catfish), 1473 nucleotides long. RefSeq names its product noggin 3 (gene nog3). Gene Ontology annotation, biological process: negative regulation of cell differentiation; osteoblast differentiation; dorsal/ventral pattern formation. The transcript has a single exon. Bases 400 to 1086 code for a protein of 228 amino acids. The record is from RefSeq and is a predicted model, not a curated record. Lineage: Eukaryota; Metazoa; Chordata; Actinopteri; Siluriformes; Ariidae.
CUGGGCUUUUUUGCGUUACAUCACAAGCGGCGAGCAUAAAUCGGACGAGCCAUGGCGACUCUCAGUCGGGCGCUGGACGACGCGACGCGAGGAAGCACCAUGCGGACACGGGGCGGUGCGGAGACACGCGGACGCAGCAACAAGGAGCUGAGCGCCGAGCGCGCGCCGUGUCACGGAGCCAUGCGCUUCCUACUGCACUGGCGCUUGGCAUGACCUUCAACUAGGUGACUUGGUGGAUGCGCACUGACCUACUGCGUGUCCUCCUGCCAAAUCGCGUGGAGCAGCAACCCGAACUUCUCAAGCGCAGGACACUGUUUAAUCGUGCUUCAGAGCCAGGAUCAGGAAUUUGGCGCUUUGCUUGCACCUCCAGGAUUUACACCCGCGCGCCAGCCAGAUCAAAUGGAUAACAUGGAUAACGUGCCUCACUUUCUAGCCAUGUGCGUGCUAUUUUUCGCUCUCGGCUUCCGGAUAGAAGGCGGCUCGUGUCAGCACCACACAUCAAUGCACUACCUCCUCCGUCCUAUCCCUAGCGACAGCCUGCCUGUCGUGGUGCUCAAGGAAGACCCCGAUCCCGUGCUCGACCCCAAAGAGCGCGACCUGAAUGAGACGGAGCUGCGCAGCAUGCUGGGUGCGCACUUCGACGCGCGCUUCAUGUCCGUCGUGUCGCCCGAGGAGAAACGUGAAGACCCGGCGACAGACACUGACGGGUUCAGACAGCAGUUUCUGCAGCGUCCGAUGCCCAAAGAGAUCCGCGCUUUGGACUUCGAGACGGCCCACGACGCCAAGAAACACAACAAGAAGCUGCGCAGGCGCCUCCAGACGUGGCUCUGGUCGUACGCGUUUUGUCCAGUGGUGUACGCGUGGCAGGACUUGGGCAGCCGUUUCUGGCCACGCUAUGUCAAAGUGGGCAGCUGCUUGACCAAGCGAUCGUGUUCAGUGCCCGAGGGCAUGAUGUGUAAACCUUCCAAGUCUGGGCUCUUCACGCUGCUGCGCUGGCACUGCAUGUCCCGGCGCACAUCCAAGUGCACAUGGAUCCCCGUGCAGUACCCAGUCAUAUCCGAGUGCAAGUGCUCCUGUCCGACCUGAAGCCGCGGGUUCCCCUGUCUCUCAAGCACUGCCUGAAGUGUAGGAAUGUCUCUGCGAUGUAUAUGUGGUGUUAUUUUAACAUUUUGUUUGUUUGUUUGUUUGUUUAUACCUUGUAAAAGAGGUCAGUAUUUACUUAUAUCCGGCGUCUACUGUAUUUGUUGAGCAUACUCUGGGUUAAUGUAUUUAUGUGGAGAAAAUUUCGCUCUGCGAAAAAUGAAAAGACAUUUUUACUGAAGGAAUUGUAAGCUUUUGUUUUUUUUUUCCAUUGUUCGGAAAAAAAAACACCCAUGUACGUUUUUUAUAGACCUCAAAUAAAGUAUGAAUUACGGUGUAAUUGUUACAGCUUAAUUGUUACAGCUGUGAAUAUAAAUAAAGUGGCAAUAAUCA